This is a messenger RNA of Teleopsis dalmanni, 2577 nucleotides long. It is a transcript of the gene Taf6, whose product is annotated as transcription initiation factor TFIID subunit 6. Gene Ontology annotation, molecular function: protein heterodimerization activity; transcription coactivator activity; RNA polymerase II general transcription initiation factor activity. Gene Ontology annotation, cellular component: SLIK (SAGA-like) complex; SAGA complex; transcription factor TFIID complex. The record is from RefSeq and is a predicted model, not a curated record. Gene Ontology annotation, biological process: transcription initiation at RNA polymerase II promoter; RNA polymerase II preinitiation complex assembly. The coding region runs from base 166 to 1989 and encodes 607 amino acids. The transcript has 6 exons. NCBI's taxonomy places the organism in Eukaryota, Metazoa, Arthropoda, Insecta, Diptera, Diopsidae.
UGCAUGCCUUUUUAAAUCGGUUUCUCGCAACCCUGUAUUGUUGUUUUCUUUGCAGAGCAGAGACAUUUGUGUUUACAUCUUAAUAAUUAUUAUAUAUUCGUUAUUAUAUAUUAUUGUAUAUUUUGUAUAUUUUAAAAUUCAUAAGUACUUUGAAAAAUUUAUGAAAUGAGUGGAACAGUUGGUGAUAUGCUUUACGGCACCACAAUUUCAUCUGAGUCUAUUAAAGUCAUAGCCGAAAGCAUCGGCGUAGGAUCAAUGCCGGAUGAUGCGGCAAAAGAAUUGGCUGAAGAUGUUUCAGUAAAACUUAAACGCAUUAUACAAGAUGCUGCUAAAUUUACACGACAUUCAAAACGUGAAAGAUUGAUGAUGACUGACAUUGAUUAUUCUUUAAAAGUACGAAAUAUUGAACCACAAUACGGUUUCAUAAACAAUGAUUUUAUUCCAUUCCGGUUUGCGUCUGGUGGAGGACGAGAGUUACAUUUUAUUGAGGAAAAAGAAGUUGAUCUAAAUGAUAUAAUACAACCGAAUUCAAUUAAGGUACCGUUAGAUAUAUCGUUACGUUCUCAUUGGUUGGUUGUGGAUGGUAUACAGCCUACAGUACCCGAAAAUCCGCCACCUCAAUCAAAGGACUCUCAAGCGCUAGAAUCUGUAAAUCCAGUAGUAAAAUUAGAACAAGGUAUUACAAAAGACACAGCUGGAAAGCCUGCAACAGGUAAAAUACAUAAGCUGCGCAACGUAGAAACUGUGCACGUGAAACAGUUAGCUACACAUGAGUUAUCUGUAGAACAACAGCUCUACUAUAAAGAAAUCACGGAAGCUUGUGUUGGUUCUGAUGAACCGCGCCGUGGAGAAGCACUGCAGUCAUUGGCUUCAGAUCCUGGACUACAUGAAAUGUUGCCACGUAUGUGUACAUUCAUUGCAGAAGGCGUAAAAGUUAAUGUCGUACAAAAUAAUUUAGCACUGCUCAUAUAUUUGAUGCGUAUGGUUAAAGCAUUAUUAGAUAAUACUUCUCUAUACCUAGAAAAAUAUCUGCAUGAACUAAUUCCUUCAGUUACUACCUGCAUUGUUUCAAAACAGCUCUGUAUGAGGCCAGAAUUAGAUAAUCAUUGGGCCUUACGCGACUUUGCUUCACGUUUGAUGUCACAAAUUUGUCGCACAUUUAAUACUUCAACUAAUAAUUUGCAGACCCGUGUAACAAGAAUUUUUAGCAAAGCCUUACAAAAUGAUAAAACUCAUUUAUCUUCAUUAUAUGGUUCCAUUGCUGGUCUCUCUGAACUUGGGGGUGAAGUUAUAAAAGUUUUCAUAAUACCACGCCUAAAGUUUAUAUCUGAACGCAUUGAAGGUCACUUAUUAGGUACAUCACAGAGUAAUACUGAUAAAACUGCUGCGGGACAUAUACGUGCGAUGUUACAAAAAUGUUGUCCGCCUAUACUGAAACAAAUACGCAAUCCACCAGAUUAUUCGGAUGAAUAUAAGAAUGAUUAUGGUUUUUUGGGUCCUUCUUUAUGUCAAGCUGUUACCAAAGCAAGAUUUGCACCAACGACUUCAUUGAUCACGCCAGUAUCUAUUAACAUAUCAAGCGCACCAAUUACGUCUGCAGCUCAAAAUGCCACUGUUGGCCGUCCGCAAGUUGCAUCGAUAUCAGUGCCACGUCAAAGCAGUCCUGUUAUAACAAACAUACCACAACUUCGCGCUAUACAGCAAAACCAGACGCCCCAAAAAUUUGUAAUUGUCACACAACAAAAUCAACCACAACAGCAACAAUCACAGCAGUCUUAUCAACGACCCAAUACGCCACAAUCGGUUUUGUUAGCAACGCAAAUGAAUAGCAAUGGAAAUCAUGGUAACAAUGUGGUUAUAGGCGGAGGGAUUGCAGUCAAUAACAUUUUAAGCAAUAGUGAUAGAGGCUCCGUUGAUCCUAAUACAAUUAUAAUAGAAGAAGAUGUACGUAUGUCUUCAGAUCUUGAUGAUUUAUCACAUUUGGAAUGACAGGAUAAUUACAUGAUUUUUAAAAUGUAAAACAGAAAUAAUGGUCUUCAAUGUAUAAUUCUAAAACUAUAUAAGAAUGUGUAAUAUAUUUAAAUUUUAUAUAAAAUAGUUUAAAUAUAGAGUAAAGUAUUAGUAACUCACUAAAUUUAACUUGUUUUUGUUGUAUCUAUACCUACCAUAAUAAAUAACUGUAAUUGAAAUAUCUACCGAACAAAUUGUGCAAGCAUAAUAUUCCAAAACAAUACCAAAAAUGUGAAUGGAAAAUUAUUAGGUAGUUUAAAAGAACCGUAACAGAAAAAAAUAAAGCUGUAAAAAAGUUAUUGAUAAGAUCUCUAAACAGUCUACAUAGCCCAUUUAUUUUUAGGGUUAAUGAAAACAAUAUUUUUAUAAAAAUAAAUCUUGUAAAAUCUGCUCACAUGUAAAGAUAUAAAGAUAAUAAAGACUAUUGGAUAUUGUUGUUUACAGAGAAAAGUUCUGGGGUUUCUGUCUAAAAAUUUCGGAGGAUAUUACACUAGACAAAGUGUUUUUUUUUAAUAAUUUAUGAAUAAGUUUCUAUAAAGUACAUUGUACACUUAAUAUGGUCUUCUA